AUGCUGCAGAAAAUUAGAAAGAAUUCAGACACCAUCAGUUACCAAGUGAAGUUAUCUUAUGGAAAGAGCUGGUAGUCCUAAACUUGUGCAGCUCAAAAUGAUAAACCAGUCAUUUCUGGAGGGAACAUCAGUAUCUAUAGCACUCAACACAGACUGUAAUAAGAGAACCGUUAAUGCCAAGUGCAACCUAAGACAAAGCAAAAUGUGAUUUGAAUAUGAUGAAUUACUAUGUAUCAAGGUGGGAACUGCUAGGCUGUGGAAUAUCUUUCCAACAGCCAGAUCUGUAGGCUCCAAGACAGAAACCAUUUGACAUGCGACCUGACCACAGCCCAGAGCACUUCCUGCACAGCUGGGUGUUAGCACGACCCAGCCCCAGGUGUCACGAAGACGGAGGGGGAAAUUUCAGUACGGGUGCAGCUUGGGCCAGAGACACAAAAGCCACAUCCCUUUCAUGACAGUGCCAGGGAAUAACCUGGAAUAAACUACUUUCCGCAGCUCUGUGGAAGGGUGUACCCAUACCCUGUAAACAGGGCACUUGCAGUCUCAUCACUGUCUAAAAGAACUUGCUCUGAAAGUUGCCCUCUGGAAAGUGUAAUUAGUUCCUGUUGCUGCUUUCCCAAAAAGGAUGAGAAAUUAAAUAGUUAGAUGUCAAUAUGAUUAUUAAGUAUUACUGCAUUGAGCUAUUUAGGUUUGAUACAUCAUAACUUGCUAAAUAGCGAUGACAGUUAACACAAAUGUAUUUUCUAUAGCCUUUUUUGGCCCUAGAGUUUUCAAAGCAAAUCUUCAAGUAGAUUACUUUCAUAAGUCCUACCCAAAAGACUCACAAUCAUUUCUUUACAUCUCCUUUCCUCAUUGGCUUUCAUUUGAUGAACAUUAAUAUAACAUAUGCCAUGUCCUUGACUUUUGCAGUUAUUUCUUACUACACUUGCAAAGAAAAGCAAAAUCAAAUGCCAUUGUCUCUGUAGAACUGUGAUCCCCAGUGUUUCUAAAUGACUACAGGUAUUUUGUUCCAACAUCCUAUGGAUUAUGUUUCUUCCAUAUCCUUGUUUCUCCUCUUUUUGAUGGAUAAUUAACAUGCUGUAUUUAAAAACUUAUUUUUCUGUAAGCUUCACAUUGCUGUCUUCUAGUGGUUUCUCUCCUUCCCUUUUCCUUUUUGAAUGUACUUCCACCUUUGGCUCAUUUCCUCUCCCGCUCCAACUUCAACUUCUUACUAUCUGCUUGCAUUAAUUCUGUUCCCAUCUUUACUUGCACAUUUCCAACACCUAACCUGUGUCCAUUCAUUUAAUCCUAUAUCUAGCCACUCCUGACACCUCCUAAAUAUCCCUUAUUUAAAGUCAGUGCACCUAAACCGAAAUUCCUGUUGCCACCUCUGAAACUACUAAUUAUAGCAGUGGUCUGGAGGGUUCCCUAUAUCACUAAUAGCGUGCUGUGUGUCAAAAAAGCAAGUUCCUUAUUUUUGCGUCAAUGUAACAGCAUGCAAACUGAACAUAGCUACAGCACUGAGUUCCCCAUUCUGAGCAGCCUUUAGAGAGCCUCCUGACAAGUGGAGAAUGAACCUUUACAUUCUGUAGCCAUAUUUUUAUCUAAUUAUUUUAUUCUCUAUAUGUGAUUAGUGAUUCUUCACCCCUUUUGCUUUGUAAUCCCCAAAUGACCAAAAAACUCCCAUUAUUUGUCAUAUGAGGAAACAGUCACAAUUGUUAGAAAGUAGCUUUUUAUCAAUCUUCUGUGAAUCCUAUAAAUACAUAUUGCAUCCAUUUGUUAUGUAAUAAAGUUUAAAAGAUAAUUUUAGAUUGUACUGAUCAAAUUCUUCAAAAUAAAAAAUAGCAUUGCAGUUGUAAAGCUUUCUGUUUUAGUAGCAUACUAUUUUAUGAUUUUGUAAUUAUAUAUUCUAAUGAGAACUUUGCAAUUCCUUGCAGUACACAAAAGUAUCUUUUCAUUCACUGUUUUCAACACACAGUUAUCAAAAUGUUCUCAAAAUGUAAUUAGUUUCUAUGUUUUCUUAUGAUUAAAGCCAAUGCAGAGGAUGCUUCACACAAAUCUGUUAUCUGAAAAUGAACAUGCUUAGUGCUCUGUAUCCUAUAUCUGGAUAUUCAUUUGGGGCACACAGCCAAAUCUGGCAGUUGUCUAGAAUUUUAUUUUCAUUGAGCAAUCAGUUGAAUGUUCAUUCAGCAUUUUUUCAUAUUUUGACAGCAAAGAAGCACAAUCAACAGCUGCUUCUCUGACAGGAAUCGUUCCUCCGCUCAUACUCAAUUUUAAAUCCUAGGCACCGUAACAUAUGAAACCAUCCCCGUGGCAUAAUGUUGACUCAGAAUCUGGCAAUCUUUAUCAUCCUACUCUAUGUCCAAUUUUUUCUUCUUUGGUAAUUUUUCUGAGAUCCAACCUUUCUCUUUGUCCACCUAUAUAGAUUUCUCAGAAAAACUUUUCUCUUGCUUUUUUCACUCCAGAUUCUUUUUCCAUGGCCUCCUGAUACGCCAACCACUUGUGCACACUGUUACCAAGCCUCCUUGCCAAAAUAUCCAUUGUGUUGUCUCCUCCCAGGAAUCAAGAUUAAGCUUCACCAAUUUUCCAAGGCUUAUGCAGCUCCACUCUGCCUCAUUGGCCCUUUACUACAUUAUCCUUCUCCCACAGUGUGCUACACACUAGAUCAGGGUGGAGAAAUUCCUAGGUUAUCACUGGUCAGAGCUGCUCUGAAACUGAAGCAGUACAGUUGCUUUUGUGUGGUAUCACAUCUGGGUUCCCAGUCCUGCUUCUUGGUUCAGCUGUUGGUGGCUACACAGCUUUUGUUUCCUAUCCUGCACGAGCUUGGUGCUAGCUGUGGAUACAGACCAACAUUAGUGCUGUAUUGAGCCAUGCAGACAUACCCGUAAAUCAGUGAACUAUUCUUUUAACAAAAUCCUGGGCUAGUCAAAAUGGUCAGCACUAUGAGCUCACGAUUUAAUAUAAUUUCCCAUGGGAAACAGCUUUGGCAGAACUCAGUCUGCAGAAGUGGGCUUCUAGGGUCUCCUGCAUCAUACCUAAGCAAUGAAUUGCUUCUAGGCCUCGCUAUGCUAGUUAUUAGCGAGGUUAGUCCUUAACUUCUUGAUAGGCAUCUCUAAUCUGUAAUGCUUACCAGUGCAUCCAGUCUUCAACAGGGUACUCGUUUUGUUACAGUUUGUAUGUACAGCACGUAAACUUUAAAAAUCUCCUGGCAAUAAGGGCAGCUUUGCACAGACACUGAGUGAGCUGCUGUUUUCGAAGUUUAUCUACAUUCAGCAGGGCUCUCAGACCAUCCUUCUUUACAUGAACAAUCAAGGGGGGCAACAGAAAGCCAGGCGAGGAGGUCAGUGGUCCCUAUCCCAUAAGCAAUAUUCACUGUCACAAGCAAAAGAAGGGCAUGGCCAUCAGGUGGGCUGAUUGAUGAUAGAUCUUCUCAAGUGAAUUUUGGUAAGGGAGAAAAUUAGAUUUCUCUAAUGGGAGCUUGGCUAUUUAUGGGAACAAGCUGCCAGUUUUCUCCUCCUAUCAGGGGAAAAGACUGUUGCCAAGAAUUGCUUCCUCCAUGUAAUGCGAAAGAAGACUGCAAGAUACGUUUUCCUAAUAGCAGAACUCCAGGCAAGGUUUGGGAGAGAUAAAGUAACAAAAAUAAUGAGCCAGAGAAGUAUUUAUCUGUGCAAAUAUAUAAAACCCAUCCAAACUGUCAGCCUGGCCUUUGAACUAUUCAGGAACCAGAACACAUUCAACAAAAUCUGGCUCUUGAGAGCCACAGGCACUAUCUGGUGCUGAGCACCUUUUAGUACAAAACUGCUGUAUUUCUGAGACAAGUUUGACGCGUGUUGUUUAGGCCUGGUGGGUCCUUUUCUUAGCCACUGCUGACAUCCUGCUCCAGUAUUUUUUUGGUACGUCAGAACUGACUCUCUGGGACCACAAAGCAGUCACUCAAGCCUAUCCUGAAAUAACCAAGGGUAAAAAAGCAAAACAGCAGCCAUGUGUUCUCAGGUUCAAGGAUCAAUACUGAUGCUUUCAAAAUUGCCUUUUUAAAAAGCCUUGAGACAACUUGCAUGGUCCUGAUAAAUCAAAUGCAAGUUUCAUUUAAAUCAUUAAUCUCUCAUGAAUGGAGAUUGCUUCCACAAAAUUUAAAAAUUCCCAGAUAGCCAUGAGUUCAGCCUGCAGUAAGUUUCUGCUGGCAGUGAUCAGUACAAUCUCGAUCAGGUUUUACAGAAACAGGUGCUGAGAACUCACAUGGAUGUCUCACAAAACCGGUCUUUGUACGCCUUGGUGAUCACCUUCUCAUCCUACUGUCAUUUAUCCUAACUCAGCAUCACUUGGGCUUCCUGCUUUCACACUCUUUAAUCUUCUUGUCUGCAUUUUUGGGUGCUAAAUCAAUCGGUGACAAAAUCACUGAAAGAAUCCUAUCCAAAAACUAACAGAUCGACUUUAACAUUGCUGGCCACCUGACUGGCCUGAAGGACUCCCUAAACUAAAAGCAAAUGUGCUGCUUUGUAACUCCUCUUUCUGCAAAACAGCUACAGGCUUCGUUUUGGCUUUCAGAUGAGAAGCCCACACUGGCAGUCUGAAAAACUGUCUUUAUGCAAGUCUUCUUUAGAUCCAAGAUAUUUUUUUUUUUCAGAUGAAGGCAAGCAGAUAGAAGGGGAAGAAGAAUAAGAUUGUUUUUCAGACUGGCAAUCAUUUUGUUUUCAGCAGUUCCCUGAACUAAGUAAUUUUCAAGCUGCAUAUUGCACUUGUUAAUGAGACUGUAGUACCCAGCAUCUCUCUUCCUCAAGGACUAUCAGUUCUACUAGUGCCUCUUACAGCCGAUUUACUUGUAUUUUUCUAUCACGUCUUGCUAAAACGUCUUGCUCCAGAAAUGAGAAUGCCCCCGCCCCCCCCCCCAAGGGGCCUAGAAGCAGCGCAUUACCUGCCGUCCCGCACCCGGGCUGGUGCCCCACGGCUCGGCCCGCGUUCCUGCCAGCCCCGGGUCACCUUUCCCCUGCGGGCCGCUCCCUCCACCGCCGGCGGAGCUGCGUCCCGGCCGGGGCGGAGGGUGCCGGGGGCAGCGCUGGUUGCCACGGGGCGCGCAGGGCCGCCGGCGGGACGGAGGCCUCCUGCCCCCUCCGCUGUGCGCCAUGAGGGGAGCGCCGGGGGCACGGGGCCGCAGGUGGACACCCAGGGGCAAGCCGGAACGGGUCACGUCCCUUCCGCCCGCGGCCCGGCCUGGCCGCCGCCCCCGGGGGCUCCCGGCCUUCACCCGCGGCCGCCACAGCCCGGCCCCGCAGAGCCGCGGGAGGAGCCCGAGCCGCGGCCCGGCCCGGCGCGGCAGCAGGGGGAGCACGAGCCCGCGCCGGGCGCAGCAGCGGGGCCAGCCGGUCUCCGGCUGCCAGCGGCCGCCGCGGGAGCCGCGCGGGCGACUCCUCAGAGCCAGCGGCGGCGCGGCGAGCCCGGCGCAGGAGCCGAGGAUGCGGCGGCCGUGGGCUGCGCUGCCGCCGGCCUCUGCCUAGCCGCGGGCGCGGCCCCCCCGGCGGCAGCUGCGAGGCUGCGGCAGCUGCCAGGCGCCGGGGAGCAGGAAGCGGCGCUCGGCCGGCGCGGUCGGCUCCCAGCGCCCCCCUCUCUUCCCCCUCCCCGCCCAGUGCAGAGCGGGUGCCGGCGGCACGGGCCGCCGCGGGAGCAGCAGGCGCCGGCGUCGGAUGCCUGCGUUACGCCAUCCCGGUGCUGCUGCGGCCUGGACUCCGCGGGGAGCGCGGGCGAGGAGGCGGCGGGCGAUCGGCGGGCAGCGGCGGCCGCUCCUUUGUGUCCCAGCUUUUACCAGAUCCGUGCAUCUAUGAAAAUUCCUCCAAGAAUUCCACACAAAUUAGAAGCUAGCUUGUUACAUGCAACUGGUGCAGAUCUUGCCUUUCCUGCUUCAAUCCAUGACAAUGUAGUCUGCAGUAAAACAUUUCAGAUUCUUUACAAAAAUGAGGAAGUUUCUGUGAACGAUGUGAUGAUUUUCAAAAUAAAAAUGCUGUUAGAUGAGAGAAAGAUUGAGGAGUCUCUUAAUGAAAUGAAUUUUCUGCUAACGCUAGAUUUACACUUCACGGAUACAGACUACUCACCAGAUGACCUGAGCACACUACAGCCCAUUAGUAGCCGAACCUUGAAGUUGCACUUUAACUUACACCGGGGCCUUCAUCAUUACGUCAAUGUUAUGUUUGAUUACUUCCACCUUUCUGUCAUAUCAGUUAUAGUUCAUGCUUCUUUGGUUGCUCUGCAUCAGCCAUUGAUAAGUUUUCCACGCCCAGUGAAGAAUACAUGGUUGAACAGGAAUGCACCAGCACAAAACAGGGACUCUGUGAUUCCCUCUCUUGAAAGUGUGGUCUUUGGCAAUAACUACACAAAACAGUUAUCAGCAGAUGGUUGCAGUUUUGUUGUUUCAGAGUCUUUCCUUAGCCAUGCCUAUAAUUUCCACUCUACACUUUGUGCCAGUUUGCUGCUUGCUUUCAAAGGGUUACAUAGCUAUUUCAUUGUGAUAACAAAGGAGCUCCCCUCUUCUCACCGAAUUGAACUGGCCAAGGCCAGCAUGCAGGUCCUUUAUGAACGCCUUCUCAGAAGAAAAUAUCCACGAACCCAGAGAGACGCCUACCUAGAAAACAUAGAUGUUGAAGUUCGUCUUACUGAAUUGUGUGAAGAAGUAAAGAAAAUGGAAAAUCCUGAUGAACUGGCAGAACUUAUAAAUAUGAAUCUUGCUCAGCUUUGCUCACUUCUAAUGGCUCUCUGGGGGCAAUUUCUGGAGGUCAUUACCUUACAAGAGGAUGUCAUAGCAUUGCUAGCACAAGAGCAUCACACAUUAAGAGUGCGCAGAUUUGCAGAAGCAUUCUUUUGUCUUGAGCAUCCUAGGCAAGCUGCCCUUGCCUAUCAAGAACUUCAUGCUCAAAGUCAUCUACAGAUGUGUGCAGCUAUCAAAAAUACUUCUUUCUGCAGUUCUCUUCCACCCCUCCCUAUUGAAUGCAGUGAACUAGAUGGAGAUAUGAACUCCUUGCCUAUAAUCUUUGAAGAUCGAUAUUUAGAUUCAAUUACUGAAGAUCUGGAUGUACCCUGGUUGGUAGUUCAAAGUCUUCCAAGGUCAGAGUCCAAUAAACUCGAUAAAUUUGAAGCUGAAGAAGGUUUUGUAGCUGGUUUUACUAGCCCAGAACUGAAAAUAAGACCUGCAGGUGCCUCCAACCUUUGGCAUUCAGAAAGUGAAAAGAUGCUGACAAAAACUUUGAAAGGGAAAAAUGAAGAUGCAAAUAAAUCCAAAGUUAAGGUUACUAAGCUCAUGAAAACAAUGAAACCUGAAAAUACAAAAAAAGUUGUGAAACAGAACUCCAAGGACUCAGUGGUCUUAGUAGGCUACAAAUGUUUGAAAAGUGCAGCACUGGAAGAUACCUCUAGAAGCUCUGAAGGCAGGCCUUCAUACAAUGCUAACGAGGGGCUGGACCCUACAUUAGGUGGAUUUCCUUGUGAUACAAAGACCUGCACCAGGCAAGUAAGUCAAAGAGAACUUCCAUUUUUGCCAUCUGGAACUGAGGAAAAGACUGCCAAGAUUGAAGGUAUCCAACCAGGUCCGGGUAGCCCUGUGCAUUGUGAAAAUUUGGCUAUUUUUGGUAGACUUACUAUCUCCCAGACAGGUUCUGGAACUAUACAAGCAGAUAGUGCUCUACAACCCAGAGGUACACUUGAAGGUUGUCAUGGAAGUCAACCACCUUCCUCAGGAGUCAGGACAAUUGAGGUCAAACCAAGUAGUAGGAAUCCCUAUGAAGGGGAGAAAGUAACUGUUCACAUUGGGUCAUGGGCUGAGUUUCCGCAAGAUGGAGCGCCAAGAGAGGAUUUGCAGACACCCAAUAUUCAGUCUUCAGAAUCUGGAAAUAAAUGGAGUUCAGGAGAACAUGAACCAGUGCUUGAAAAGGAGGAUGUCCACGAAAGAAACUUCCGACAAACCAGUGACAUCUUGACAAAAAUGAGAAGCAAUCAGCCUACUCUUUCUACAAAAGAAAGUCAACUUUCUGCAAGUGGAGACAUGACUAAAUUACCAGAUGUUAGCGUGACAUAUGCCUCUUCUAGGUUUUCAGAUUCGGGUGUAGAAAGUGAACCAAGUUCUUUUGCAACUCACCCCAACCCCGAUCAGGUUUUUGAAAAUGUUCAAGGGCAAAGUGCAUACAAUGGUGAGAGAGUAUUUCCUCAGCUUUUACUAAAACCAGACUGUGCUAUAAAAAACACAAUAGAAAGCCAUUGUACUGAGAGUACCAGUGCUGUAAGUGAAAUACAGUCAUCGCUGACAUCCAUAAAUUCUCUGCCUUCAGAUGAUGAUGAGCUGUCACCUGAUGAGAAUUCAAAGAUAUCUGUUGUACCUGAAUGCCAGCUAAGUGACAGUAAAACAGUGCUGGAUCUUGGAGCAAUUGACUUGCCAAAAUGUGAUGACAGUAAAAAAUCAAACACCAAUUUGCAGCAACCGUGUGUUGUAUUUUCAGGGUACUCAGAUAGCAAAACUCUGUCUAUACAUUCCUCACUCUCAGGAACAAAAGAUCUUUUACACUUAGUUGUUUCAGGUGAGGAUACGUCUACUGAUGUGAAAAAUUACAGCCCACAGGCAGACCUUGGCACAACCUGUGAGGACUCUCAGGACCUUGAAAGGCAUCUUAACAUUGCAGAAGAAACAGUUAAAUUGCAUUUGGAAAUUACUUGUAUGGGUGAGCCAUGUGUUGUUUCAGGUUCUUCAUCUGUAGAUGCAGUGUAUGAAGUUGAAAAAACAAAUGAAGGAAAACAUAACGAGCCUUUAGAACUAAAGGAGACAACUGAAGAACUGUCAGUAGCGAAAAGUGAAACUGGUACAGAUAAUCCUUCUCCAACCAGUAGUACUGACAUGGUAAAGCAAGGGCUUGUUGAAAACUAUUUUGGCUCUCGAAGCAGCACAGAUAUUUCAGAUAUUUGGCCUAUGGACAACAGCAAUCCUGUUAGCCCUCAAAAGGAAACAUAUGAAAAACAAAUUAUUUGCUCUUCCCAACAAGACGAGGAAGAGGAGGAUGAUCAGGAAAUGAUUGAAAACGGGUAUUAUGAAGAAACAGACUAUAGUAUAUUAGAUGGAGCUUCCAGUGCUGACCAGGAUCAUGGCUCAGCAGAAGAAAGAGCCCUGAAAUCUGAAAGGAUUGAUAGUGGGCAUCUGCGAGACGGGAUGACUGUGCCUCCUGUCUGUACGCCUGGUUGUCUGUCGUUUCCUUCUUCUCUGAGAGACUCUCCUUGCAAUGUUAUCUGUUCUUCAAGGAAUAAAUCUGAUGCAAUUACGCAACAGCCAGGCAGCACAUCCUACAGCUCAGCUUCAUCUGUUUCCUGGUAUGAAAGCUCCCCAAAACCUCAAAUGUUAGCUUUCCUACAGGCUAAAGAAGAAUUGAAGCAACUUAAACUUCCUGGAUUUAUGUAUAGUGAUGUUUUCAAACUGGCUUCUUCGAUACCUUAUUUCAGUAUGGAAGAGGAUGACUGUUCAGAAGAAGGAAUACAUCUUAUAGUCUGUGUCCAUGGCCUAGAUGGUAACAGCGCGGAUCUGAGAUUAGUGAAGACUUACAUUGAGCUAGGGCUGCCUGGAGGGAGAAUAGAUUUUCUUAUGUCCGAAAGGAAUCAGAAUGAUACCUUUGCUGAUUUUGAUUCCAUGACAGAUCGCCUUUUAGAUGAAAUUAUACAGUAUAUACAAAUUUAUAAUCUAACCCUUUCAAAAAUCAGCUUUAUUGGACACUCACUGGGUAAUUUAAUAAUCCGUUCAGUGCUCACAAGACCUCGAUUUAAGUAUUACCUCAACAAACUUCAUACCUUCCUGUCUUUGUCUGGACCACAUCUUGGUACCCUCUACAACAGCAGUGCUCUUGUUAAUACAGGACUGUGGUUUAUGCAGAAGUGGAAGAAAUCUGGUUCUUUAUUGCAAUUGACAUGUCGAGACCAUUCAGAUCCACGACAAACAUUCUUAUACAAACUUAGCAAAAAAGCAGGUCUUCAUUACUUCAAAAACAUUGUGUUAGUAGGAUCUCUGCAGGAUCGUUAUGUUCCUUAUCACUCCGCUCGCAUUGAGAUGUGUAAAACAGCUUUAAAGGAUAAACAAUCAGGACCAAUUUAUGCUGAAAUGAUCCAGAACCUGCUUCUGCCAGUUCUUCAAAAUAAGGAUUGUAAUUUGGUUCGUUAUAAUGUAAUUAAUGCAUUACCCAAUACAGCAGAUUCUCUUAUAGGGAGAGCUGCACAUAUUGCAGUUCUUGAUUCAGAAAUAUUUUUAGAAAAAUUCUUUCUUGUUGCUGCCCUAAAAUACUUUCAGUAGAGAAAAACAUUGUAAGAGACUUGGUUAUUACCUCAUUAACAGAAGAAUUAAAUAGUGUGUGGUAUUAAAGUAUAGCUGCAGCUGUAUUUUAAGAGAUAUUUAUACUUUUUAUAUGGAAGAUAAUUUAUAUCAUCCACACUAGGGCUUUUUAACAUCAACUUUACUUUCUAGGUAAUGUGGCUGUGCAAUAUUUUUUUUUUAUUUUGUUCUUUUUACUUUUCUAUUACUUUUUUCUUAAUUUUGGGUACCUAAUUAUUUGGAGAUUAAAGCACAGUGCAUACUUCUGGUUGUUUUAUUAUUGGCUCUUAGACUACAGAAGUGAAUGUUACUUUGCUAUAUUUUACAAGAGGCUUUAGAUGCCAAAAUAAAUAGGAUUUUCAAAUUCUGAUAAGGUCUUACACAUCCAGUUGUUGUAUUUUAGCACUGUAGGAAAUUUAACUGGAAACACAAUGAGCUGCUAAAAUACUGGAUUUUUGAAAAUGAGUGUAUCUGUGGGUCUCGCAAAGACCAUUACCGAAUUAUCUGUUCAGAUAUCACUACAGCUUAACAGUUUUCUACAAAUUCAUUAUCAUCAUUGUUAAAUGUGUUAAUGCCUGUGGGAAUAUAUUUUCUACUGAUCUCAAAAACAUGUUAGUUUACAUAUUCAAUUUUAUUACUGGAACUUUAGUUUUCAGAAGCAAAUGGCAACUAAGGAUUUUUGAAUGUUUAAUAAUAGCUGCCUUCAAAUAAUUGGGGUUUUGCAAACUAUAUUAAAAUUGCUCCUUACUCUCUCAGUUCUUCAGAUGAACAUGGACAGUUUUACAUGAACUUCCUUGUAUGUACGUAAAAUAAGUAGAUGUUAUAAAUUUCUGCAAUACUUUUAUGAAUUUAAGCAAUUUUUAAAUAUUGUUAAAAUGUUUUAUUGACUACAAAGUAUUGUAAAUAUAAAUCAAUACAUCUUCAAAUGGGACAAUAUUGUAAACUUGUUUAGUGAUCCAGAUGUUUUUGAUAUACAGGAAUGUUAAAGGUCUAUUGACUUUCUACUGGUGCUGAAUAGCAUUAAGUUUGGUUUCUCCUUUCUUCCCUUUUCUGUUUCAAACAAUAAUUCACUAAAGGUGAGGGGAAGAGUUACAUGUGCAUUCACUAAUUGUACACUAAUUGUAAUGAACAUUUUUUGAAAAAUAUAAAUUUGUUGUAUAAUGCAUGUUUAUUUUUAGCAUUGUGUUAUUGCAUCUGGUGUUAAUAAAAUGAACAAAUGACUCUAAUGGAAACAAUUAAAGAAACAGAGAUGUUCUGCUAAUUACCAAAAUUCUGGGGAGGCUUUUUUGUAUAUAAUUGAUAAUUUUGUAUUAUUUGAAAUUAAUAUAGCAAUAAUAGUUUAUAAUGAAGUGAUUUUGCAUUUGAUAUGGUUUGUUGUAUAAUACAGUCUGUAAUUGUUUUUUCUCUGUAGCCUACAAGAUGCUCAAAUGAGCAUCUAUAGUUUGGCAAUGUACACACUUAAAAGUAUUUUAUUGGAGUUGUGUUAGGCAAGUCCUUAUGACACAAAAAUAUCCUAAAUACAUUCCCACUGUAACAAUG
Falco peregrinus (peregrine falcon) is the source of this 11836-nucleotide messenger RNA. It is a transcript of the gene FAM135A, whose product is annotated as family with sequence similarity 135 member A. Bases 4841 to 10279 code for a protein of 1812 amino acids. The transcript has 20 exons. The record is from RefSeq and is a predicted model, not a curated record. NCBI's taxonomy places the organism in Eukaryota, Metazoa, Chordata, Aves, Falconiformes, Falconidae.